AUGUCGGAGAUCACUUUGAAAGGCAGCCUUGCUAGUAGCUCGUCGUCAUCGCCGCCGCCACCACCCACAUUUUCUCGUCUCAGCUCCCGGUCCAAGGCCAUCGCCAAGCAGUAUGAUGCAGCUCUAGCUUUGGCCUCGACUGCCGAUUCGUCCGUGGACGACCUUUACAAGAUCACCUGGGGCCAAAGACGUUUUGUCGUUGCAAGCCUCUUGGACAAAAGGAAAAGCAGGGGCAGGCGAAGCUGGAUUGAAAACCAUGGUUGGUUCCUAGCAGAGUUGAGGAAAGACAAUACGUCCAGCGGGGACAUCUGGUGUUGCCGUCUCUGCGAUGAUAAGGGUGCGCCACGGUUUUUUAAUGCUCAGUCGACAUCAUCGGCAUCGGCUCAUCUUUUCAAGUUCGUGCUUCUUCUCAUCUCCAGGUUAUCCCUGACAGUUUUUAGAGCCCACAGGAUCACCGAGACCUUUGAAGCAAAUCCACCCGGUGACUCUUCAGUUCUCGAUCUUCAGAGAGAUGCAUCCAAGAAACGGCCGGCUUCUUCCUCCUUCCUUCUUCCUCGAGCGAAGAUGGCACGGAUUAGAGAGCUCUCUGUUGGUUAUAUCGUUGACUCUAAUCUUCCCUUCACUACUUUCGAGAGUACCUAUCUACAGGAGCUGUUCCGUCAGCUGGACUCUGAUCUUUAUGCUCAGGUGCCCUGGGGUCGAACUGCGACCAAGAAAGAUCUAGAGGACGUACUCGUUUCCAAGAGAGCGGCUGUCAAGGAAGAACUCAAUAAUGCUGUUACCCAAAUACAUCUUAGCUUCGACCUCUGGACCUCUCCGAACAGAUUGGCUUUUAUUUCCAUAUUUGGUCACUAUAUCGAUCGGAGACACUUGUACCAAAGCCGACUGCUUGCUUUCAAAAGGCAGAUCGGAUCUCACGCCGGCGAGAACAUCGCUUACACUCUAAGGAAUGUCGUCCGUGAUUGGGGCAUCGAUUUUAAGCUCGGAGUCUCGAUCUGCGAUAACGCGACUAGUAAUGAUGUCUGCUUGCGAAGCCUCUACACAACUCUUGAUGCCUCGAUAACUCGAGCGGAUACGGAAGCACGAAGGAUGCGAUGUUUCGGUCAUAUUUUAAACCUCGUUGCCCAGGCCUUCCUCUACGGCGAUGAUGCAGCUUCUUUCGAACUUCAGUCUGAGGCUUAUGGCAUGUUAGAGCAGGUUGAAGAAGACCUCGAACACUGGCGAGCCAAGGGCCCGGUUGGGAAGCUCCACAAUAUAGUUAAGUUCAUCCGAGCCUCUCCGCAACGUACCGAAGCAUUCAAAGCACAUGCUAGGGAGCAGGAGGAGGUAGACACAUACAAGCUUACAGAAGAAUCAACCGCCGAGCUUGAAGUCAUACAGAACAACGCUACGAGAUGGAACUCGACGUUUAUGAUGAUUGAGCGUGCCUUGGUCAAGCAGUCCGAGCUCAACAGCUUCAUUCAGGAGUUAGGGCUAGAAGCAGACGCCUCAAGGAGGGUCCCAACGGCUGACAUUCUGACGUCGGAUGAUUGGAAGGUCCUCAGGGAAGUCAGUCAUAUCUUGGAGCCGAUCUUCAAUAUGACGAUGAGAACACAGGGGUGGGGUACAAGCGGGCGUCACGGCCGGCUCUGGGAAGUCAUGACAGGAAUGGAGUUUGUGCUAGAGCAUCUCGAAAACUGGAAGACUCUCUAUGAGGAUGAAACUGCUGAUACGGCUGCAGAAGGAAGAUAUACAGCCCAGGGGGAGGAAGCUGGACCGGCCACGAGUGCGACAUCAACACUUUCGCGGUCACCGACAGUCGGAGAAAUCCGAGAGCGACCCUCGCGACAGUCACGAUUACCAUCACGACUUCAAGGAUAUGAAAUCACACCAUUGCGUCGCCGUCGCGAAACCGCUCUGCCAACUCGUCAAGCGGCCAGCUCACAGUUUAACGAAGAUGCGCUUCCUGAACAUUCUCGAGAAGACUACCUGCAGGACGAUGCUCGUUCAGUGAGUAAUGUUGCCAGUAUGGAGGGCCAGGAGCGCGCUAGCAUCAGGGCAAGUAUAAAUAAUGCCUGGAUCAAACUGAACAACUACUACACUCUUCUCGGACGGUCGCCUCUGUUUGCAGCUUCUGUUGUUCUGAAUCCGGACCUUGGACUCCGAUGGCUGGAGACCAAUUGGACUUCUCCAGAACAGCUACAAUGGCUUCGAGAUGCAAAGGAUGGCAUCAAGGUCUAUUUUGAGCGUUGGUAUUCGAAGAAUGACAAUGAUAUUUCUGAGAAUAUCUUCGUCACGCUCCCGUUGACGCCCAGACCUGAGCAAAGUAGGUUUGGGCAGUGGAUAAAAAGCCGGCAACCCAAGCUGUCGGCAACAGGCAGUGAACUUGAACGAUACUACAGGCUUGAGCCGGAGCAGGUAGAUGACCCCGUUCGUUGGUGGAUUGACCAUAGCAAUGCUUUCCCGCGCUUGAGUAGGUUUGCACUGGAUGUUCUUGCUAUUCCGGCUAUGUCAACCGACUGCGAGAGGGCAUUUAGUCUUGCGAAGCUUACAGUAAGCUCACAGCGACACUCUUUACUUGGAUCCAGCAUCGAGUCGAUCCAGCUAUUGAAGAACUGGGUCAGAGGAGGGUGUGUUACUCUCGGAGGCCUGUGCUCGAGUAACAAGGCCAGCUAG
Molecule: messenger RNA, 2655 nt
Organism: Fusarium mangiferae
Lineage: Eukaryota; Fungi; Ascomycota; Sordariomycetes; Hypocreales; Nectriaceae
Exons: 1
Coding region: 1-2655 (884 amino acids)
Molecular function (GO): protein dimerization activity
Source: RefSeq, a predicted model, not a curated record